Apis dorsata (giant honeybee) is the source of this 1401-nucleotide messenger RNA. RefSeq names its product nuclear transcription factor Y subunit B-1 (gene Nf-YB). The record is from RefSeq and is a predicted model, not a curated record. NCBI's taxonomy places the organism in Eukaryota, Metazoa, Arthropoda, Insecta, Hymenoptera, Apidae. Gene Ontology annotation, biological process: regulation of transcription by RNA polymerase II. Gene Ontology annotation, cellular component: CCAAT-binding factor complex; nucleus. The transcript has 3 exons. Gene Ontology annotation, molecular function: protein heterodimerization activity; RNA polymerase II cis-regulatory region sequence-specific DNA binding; DNA-binding transcription activator activity, RNA polymerase II-specific. The coding region runs from base 433 to 1122 and encodes 229 amino acids.
GAAAAUACGCUUACCAUUUACUGAAAGACCUUUACGCAUUAAUAAAAUGCUAGACAUGGCCAUAUCAAUAGCUUUAAAUAAACUUACUUGUUGCACAUUUAUGGUCACACACGGCGAAACAUCGAUUAUUAUUAUUCUAUUCAGGAGAGUCGUUUAGAUACAGAUUUGUAAAUUAUGCUUUAAUUCUUGUUCUAUUUACGAAUCUGCCUAAAUGUUUCGUUUGUUUUUGUUUAUUCUUUUGCAUUUUACCUAGCAUAAUAGAUAGAAACUAUAGGUUUUAUUAAAAAAAGAAAGGAAACAUUGUAAAUCAUAUAGUAGUAUAAAAAUUUAAAAAAAAUUGAUUAUUAGUAUUUAGGUUACAAAUUUAUAUUUUCGUUUAGUGCGAGGGCACCAGUUGUACUAAGAAAAUCUCGCUAAAAGUGUGUGUUAUCGAUGUCUAUUGAUAAGUGUAUCAAACUGGAGAUGGAAAAUAGUGGUGAAAGUGGUGAUGAUGGAGGACCUUUAGGCCCGACUGCGUUUCUUGGAGGAGGUGGUGUUUCUGCAUCGUAUAUCAGUGUACAGUCUGACGAUAUGGAAGAUGAUCCUGAAAAUACAGAUGAUUCAAAUCAUGGGGCAAGUGAUCCUUUGCAAGGAGCUGGAAGUGGCAAUGUUGGAGGGCCUCUUCGUGAACAAGAUCGAUUCCUUCCAAUAGCAAAUGUAGCAAAAAUUAUGAAAAGAGCAAUACCAGAAGCGGGAAAAAUAGCAAAAGAUGCACGCGAAUGUGUUCAAGAAUGUGUAUCCGAAUUUAUAUCUUUUAUCACAUCAGAAGCAAGUGAUCGAUGUCAUAUGGAAAAACGAAAAACUAUUAAUGGUGAAGAUAUUCUAUUUGCUAUGACAACUCUUGGUUUUGACAAUUAUGUAGAACCACUAAAAGUAUAUCUACAAAAAUAUAGAGAAGCAACAAAAGGAGACAAUCCAGGUAAUGUUCCAACAACAGGCAAUGGAAAAACUGAACCACAAGGAACAAUAUAUGAAGAUCAAUUAUUUGCUAUUGCUGCAACUGCAUCUAGUGCUACCACUUCUGAUACACCUGUUAUAUAUAGUUAUACGUCCACUGAUCAAAUGCAAUUUCAACUUUCUUGAUCACUGUAUAUUAAAAUGAUAUUAAUAUAAAUUAUUUAACUUAAAAUGCAAUUUACAAUGCAACUAUGUCAACUAUACAUAUAUCUUAUUCAUGUAAGAUUGCAUUUUGUAAGACUGUAAAAUCAGUUUAAUGAUAAACUGAUAAUUAUAAGAAUAGAACAACAUAAAUGUUCUUAAAUAUUUUGAAAAGAAAGUGACUUAACUUUAAGCAAUCCUUGUAAAAAAAAUAAAAAUAUGGGAGGAAAUAAAGCAGGAAGCAAUCCAAAAGCUCAUUGAUAA